This is a messenger RNA of Podarcis lilfordi (Lilford's wall lizard), 8461 nucleotides long. Lineage: Eukaryota; Metazoa; Chordata; Lepidosauria; Squamata; Lacertidae. The record is from the annotation of a GenBank genome assembly.
CCGUGAAAAGCUGGCGGAAAUGGGGCAGUUCGAGGACCACUUCCGGGGACGGGUUGCGAGGCGGAGGGACGAGGGCGCAUGCGCCCUUUCCCCGGCGCUGGGGUCCUGGUGGGGGGAAUGAGGCUAGGCGCCCGCUGAGUGGAUGUCGGCGCCGUUCGAAGAGCGCAGCGGGCUGGUGCCGUGCGCCACCCCCUGGGGCCGCUGGUACCAGACCAUGGAAGAGGUGUUCAUCGAGGUGGACGUGCCGCAGGGGACCCGCGCCAAGAGCGUCGAGUGCAGCCUCAAGAGCCGCCACCUGUCUCUCUCCGUGGCCGGCGAGGAAGUGCUCAAGGUGCGGGGAGGAGGAGGAGGAGGAGGAGGCAGGGACCAGGGGCGGCGACUCCGAGCCAAAGCGCGCGGCUUCCCCCAAAGGAAUCUGGAAACUGCAGAGCUAGAGUUCCCAGCGCCCUUUGUGACUGCAAGUGGGUUGGGCUAGAUGGCCCUCGGCGCCCCUUCGAACUCUUCCGUCCUGUGGCUCUGCGGAUUCUUGGGAGGAAGCCAUGCGCGUUGGGAGUGCUUUUCAGUGCAUGGUUGCACAUAUUUCCUUUCUUAGUCUCUUGUAGUAAGGCUUACUGAGUCAUCACCAUGCCUUGGACUAGAUCCAGUGCAGGGUUUGUUGUUGUUGUUGUUUAGUCGUUUAGUCGUGUCCGACUCUUCGUGACCCCAUGGACCAGAGCACGCCAGGCACUUCUGUCUUCCACUGCCUCCCACAGUUUGGUCAGACUCAUGUUUGUAGCUUCGAAGACACCAUCCAACCAUCUCGUCCUCUGUCGUCCCCUUCUCCUUGUGCCCUCCAUCUUUCCCAACAUCAGGGUCUUUUCCAGGGAGUCUUCUCUUCUCAUGAGGUGGCCAAAGUAUUGGAGCCUCAGCUUCAGGAUCUGUCCUUCCAGUGAGCACUCAGGGCUGAUUUCCUUCAGAAUGGAUAGGUUUGAUCUUCUUGCAGUCCAUGGGACUCUCAAGAGUCUCCUCCAGCACCAUAAUUCAAAAGCAUCAAUUCUUCGGCGAUCAGCCUUCUUUAUGGUCCAGCUCUCACUUCCAUACAUCACUACUGGGAAAACCAUAGCUUUUACUAUACGGACCUUUGUUGGCAAGGUGAUGUCUCUACUUUUUAAGAUGCUGUCUAGGUUGGUCAUUGCUUUCCUCCCAAGAAGCAGGCGUCUCUUAAUUUCGUAGCUGCUGUCACCAUCUGUAGUGAUCAUGGAGCCCAAGAAAGUAAAAUCUCUCACUGCCUCCAUUUCUUCUCCUUCUAUUUGCCAGGAGGUGAUGGGACUAGUGGCCAUGAUCUUCGUUUUUUUGAUGUUGAGCUUCAGACCAUAUUUUGCGCUCUCCUCUUUGACCCUCAAUAAAAGGUUCUUUAAUUCCUCCUCACUUUCUGCCAUCUGCAUAUCUGAGGUUGUUGAUAUUUCUUCCAGCAAUCUUAAUUCCGGCUAGGGAUUCAUCCAGCCCAGCCUUUCGCAUGAUGAAUUCUGCAUAUAAGUUAAAUAACCAGGGAGACAAUAUACAGCCUUGUCGUACUCCUUUCCCAAUUUUGAACCAAUCAGUUGUUCCAUAUCCAGUUCUAACUGUAGCUUCUUGUCCCACAUAGAGAUUUCUCAGGAGACAGAUGAGGUGAUCAGGCACUCCCAUUUCUUUAAGAACUUGCCAUAGUUUGCUGUGGUCGACACAGUCAAAGGCUUUUGCAUAGUCAAUGAAGCAGAAGUAGAUGUCUUUCUGGAACUCUCUAGCUUUCUCCAUAAUCCAGCACAUGUUUGCAAUUUGGUCUCUGGUUCCUCUGCCCCUUCGAAAUCCAGCUUGCACUUCUGGGAGUUCUCGGUGCACAUACUGCUUAAGCCUGCCUUGUAGAAUUUUAAGCAUAACCUUGCUAGCGUGUGAAAUGAGUGCAAUUGUGCGGUAGUUGGAGCAUUCUUUAGCACUGCCCUUCUUUGGGACUGGGAUGUAGACUGAUCUUCUCCAAUCCUCUGGCCAUUGCUGAGUUUUCCAAACUUGCUGGCAUAUUGAGUGUAGCACCUUAACAGCAUCAUCUUUUAAAAUUUUAAAUAGUUCAACUGGAAUUCCAUCACUUCCACUGGCCUUGUUAUUUGCAGUGCUUUCUAAGGCCCUUUUGACUUCACUCUCCAGGAUGUCUGGCUCUAGGUCAGCAACCCCACUACCUGGGGUGUACGAGACAUCCAUAUCUUUCUGGUAUAAUUCCUCUGUGUAUUCUUGCCACCUCUUCUUGAUGUCUUCUGCUUCUGUUAGGUCCUUACCACUUUUGUCCUUUAUUAUGGCAAUCUUUGAACGAAAUGUUCCUUUUAUAUCUCCAAUUUUCUUGAACAGAUCUCUGGUUCUUCCCAUUCUGUUGUUUUCCUCUAUUUCUUUGCAUUGCUCGUUUAAGAAGGCCUUCUUGUCUCUCCUUGCUAUUUUUUGGAAAUCUGCAUUCAAUUUCCUGUAUCUUUCACUAUCUCCCUCGCAUUUUGCUUGCCUUUUCUCCUCCGCUAUUUGUAAGGCCUCGUUGGACAGCCACUUUGCUUUCUUGCAUUUCCUUUUCAUUGGGAUGGUUUUAGUUGCUGCCUCCUGUAUAAUGUUACGAGCCUCCAUCCAUAGUUCUUCAGGCACUCUGUCCACCAAAUCUAAAUCCUUAAACCUGUUCCUCACUUCCACUGUGUAUUCAUAAGGGAUUUGACUUAGAUUGUAUCUUACCGGCCCAGUGGUUUUUCCUACUUUCUUCAGUUUAAGCCUGAAUUUUGCUAUAAGAAGCUGAUGAUCUGAGCCACAGUCAGCUCCAGGUCUUGUUUUUGCUGACUGUAUUGAGCUUCUCCAUCUUUGGCUGCAGAGAAUAUAAUCAAUCUGAUUUUGAUGCUGCCCAUCUGGUGAUGUCCACGUGUAGAGUCGUCUCUUGUGUUGUUGGAAAAGCGUGUUUGUGAUGACCAUCUUGUUCUCUUGACAGAACUCUAUUAGCCUUUGCCCUGCUUCAUUUUGCUCUCCAAAGCCAAACUUGCCAGUUGUUCCUUUUAUCUCUUGAUUCCCUACUUUAGCAUUCCAAUCCCCUAUAAUGAGAAGAACAUCCUUCUUUGGUGUCACUUCUAUAAGGUGUUGUAAGUCUUCAUAGAAUUGGUCAAUUUCAGUUUCUUCAGCACCAGUAGUUGGUACAUAAACUUGGAUUACUGUUAUGUUAAAAGGUCUACUUUGGAUUCGUAUCGAGAUCAUUCUAUCAUUUUUGAGAUUGCAUCCCAGUACUGCUUUCGCCACUCUUUUUUUGACUAUGAGGGCCACUCCAUUUCUUUUGCGGGUUUCUUGCCCACAGUAGUAGAUAUGAUGGUCAUCCGAACUGAAUUCGCCCAUUCCCAUCCAUUUUAGUUCACUGAUGCCCAGGAUGUCAAUAUUUAUUCUUGCCAUCUCAUUUCUGACCACAUCCAACUUACCCAGGUUCAUGGUUCUUACAUUCCAGGUUCCUAUGCAAUAUUUUUCUUUACAGCAUUGGACUUUCCUUUCACUUCCAGGCAUAUCCGCAACUGAGCAUCCUUUCGGCUUUAGCCCAGCCGCUUCAUCAGCUCUGAAUCUACUUGUACUUGUCCUCCGCUCUUCCCCAGUAGCAUGUUGGACGCCUUCCGACCUGAGGGGCUCAUCUUCCAGCGUCAUAACUUUUAUAUGCCUGUUGUCUUUGUCCAUGGAGUUUUCUUGGCAGGGAUACUGGAGUGGCUUGCCGGUUCCUCCUCCAGGUGGAUCACGUUUGGUCAAAACUCUCCACUAUGAUCUGUUCAUCUUGGGUGCCCUGCUCGGCAUAGUUCAUAGCUUCUCUGAGUUCUUCAAGCCCCUUCGCCACGGCAAGGCAGUGAUCCAUGAAGGGGGUGCAGGGUUUACAUAUAAGCUAAACAAGCCAUAGCUUAGGGUCCCACUGUCUUGGGGCCUCCCCCCAAAAAAUUAAAGGGAAAAAAACUGGAUGUACAUUUCCAAAAUAUAAAAUAAAAAACAAAUAAAAUAAAACCUAUAUACAGCAACAGUGUUUUGUGUUGUGUAGGCUCCUAUGAUGUAAGUAAUGGGCCUAGCCUGCUCCCUAAAAUAUCACUGGUUUGCCCAUUUCUAUAUCAAUUACUUUGAUAAAAUACACAUUUUAUGUGCAAAUGGCUUUAGAUACCUAUUAGGUUCAAAAAUUACCAUAUCACAUAUAUUCAACACAAAAACAGUGACAAUUUGUUGUCGACAAAGGACAGCUGGACAAAUAAAUGGGCCCCAUUACUUUCAGUAGCUUAGGGCCUCAUCAAACCUAAAUGUGGCCCUGACUAGAUCAUUGGUUCCCAACCUUUUUUUGCCACGCCCCACCUAAUCAUCUGUAAAAUCCUGGUGCCACUCCCCCCCUCCCGACAUAUUAUUAUUAUUAUUAUUAUUCAAAAUAUGCACAUGGAGGAAGCCUGAAAGGCCAUUAACUGUUAAUAACUCAUUCUUGGAUUGUCCCCCUUAAAAAUCAAAUUGUCGCCCUAUGGGGCGUGUGCCCCACAUUGGGAACUACAGGACUAGAUGAUCCUUGUGGUACUUUCCAACUCUACAGUUCUAUGAUUCUUCUUUCUCUAGCUCCAUAGCCUACCUCCCAAAGCUAGUCUGGCUGCAUACUAAACCUGUAACCACCUCAGUUCCUCUGGUGUAAGAGGAGACAUUCUGCAUCAAGGCAAAAGGUCCAUCUGCCUUGACUCAAUGGAAAAGUGAUCAGUUGAUAUGCUGGGAAGAAGAGUUUCUGGUAAUAGAGUUGUAUUGUGAACCUCCCUGAGAUUUUGUGAUGAAGGGUGGUAUAUAAAUGAAAUCAAACAAACAAACAAACAAACAAACUAUUCCAUGCCAUUGUUGUGCAUGUGAGCCAUCACUUUUUUUUAUUAUUUAUUGAAUUUAUAUGCCGUCCUAUACCCAGGGGUCUCACUUGAUGAUAAGAGUCUUCAGGUGAUGAAUAUGCAUGUGUCAAACAGGGCCUCUGCCCAUUUUAUUGGGCAUUUGUGAUUAUUUGUGCUCCCAGUGGUAUCAGAGUGAUUAUUUGUGAUCCCACUCUCAGUACUGUUUGCACCUGCAAAAUGGUUUGGGGCAGAGAUACUUCUUUGUUUCCAAUCAGUGCAUGUCUGCCACUUCCUUCUGAAAUCCUGUAACUUUUCAUACUAUUGAUGCCCCAUGUUGUCUUUAGUCCUGCUCUUGUUGCGCUAUAGUCAUAUUCAUGAGUGUACAUGCUGACAGCAAUAAUGUGAUAACAUUGGGACAACAUUGCACAACACCUAAUAAACUGGAAUGAUCUGUGGAGGGUCCAUUUUUAAAUCCACCGCAAUACACUGUUAUUGCAUCAGUGACAUGUUGCAGAAUGCACCCUCGAAACAAACAAACAUAAACUGUCUCUAAAGACCCGAGUCUUUAAAAAAAGAGCUUCUGUCUAUCCAAGAGGAAAGUGAGUGUAGGAGUUUGGUAGUAUCCUUGAGCUCUUUCCUUACUGCCCCCUAUACUCUCUUAACAGCACAGGUCUGACCAUAGGUACUCAGAAGUAAAUGCUGUUGAAUUCAAUAGGCCUUUCUCCUGGGUAAAUGGGGUCAGGAUUUCAGCUUUAGCCAUUAAUGUGGUCUGAGCCUUGUACUUGCAGACCUGUGCACAUCAUUAGAUUUCUGCGUUCCUUUUGUGUGAGCAAGCAUUUGCCUACUUCAUCACAUGUGGAAAGUUGAAUGAUUUUGCCUUUAUAGAUUAAUGGAAUGCAAAUUCAUGAGAAAUAAAGCGGUUUAUAUUCAGCUUAUAUUACACUAUUGGGAUGUUGCACACAUAAUAGAAUCCAAAAUGUAUAAUUAAAAUGGCAAUACCAGACAAGGAGAUUGAGUCCCUAUAAUUAAACAAAUUUACUAAACUAGUUAACAAGUUGUUGUUUUUUUCAAAAAAUAGACCGAAUCCAACAAUUAUCAUUUACUUACAUGCAACACAAAACAAAUGGUAUUUCUGGAACCAGCUUAAGAAGUUUGAAGAUUUAAGCAAAUCUUGUUUGUUUACAAAUAUAUGUUACGACACACUUUUUAAAACAGUUACUAUUUCUUUCAGGGUAAACUCUUUGAUUCUACAAUAGCGGAUGAAGCAACAUGGACACUAGGUAAAACCUUUGUUUAAGUGAACUUUUGGGAAGCAAUUUAGUUUCUUCGUUGAGUUUUCUUCCCCGGUAAAGUUAAUGUUUUAUUCGUGGAAUUUGCAUGGGGUUUUCAUCCUUCCUUGCAAGGGCACAGAAAGAUUCACACGUGGAUUGGCAGAGCCCUGUUUCUCCCUCCCUUCUCCUGAACUGCCUGGGGAGUGGAAGUAAUGGAUGAAAUGAAGUUUCAUACCGAAACUGUUUCCGGAAUCUUUCCACUGUUUUAGCAUGCUUGUUAUAAAUUGUGGUUGUGUUUGCUGCCCUUCAGGAGGAAGAGUUGGAUAUAAAUUCAACAAAUAAAUAAAGACUGUGCAUGCCUCCCAUACACCCAUACAGCCUCCCUAUUAUGUUAUGUGAGUUCCAGUUACUGCCUCAUUUGGCUGAGCAUAGAGAUAGUUGGAUGAGGUCAUGAUGGGCGGGCACAGACCUCCAAUUCCUCAUUAAGGCCUGUUGUGCUCAUCACUCAUGCGUUGGGGCUAAAGGGGAGCAUGUGGGGCUGUUACUGCAUCUGCAUGUGGAGGGUUUGUUUCUGUGACCUUUGUCUUUUAUGCAGAGGUCCAUAAAGGCACUCAACAGCUUGUUGCUGGGGAGAACAUUUUAUUUUUAUUUUGCUCUGGUACAAACACGAAAACAGAAAGAACUCUUACCUCCUUCUAUGUAUGCCUAAAGAAUUAUGCUUAGAGGAAUGGCAGGUGUAGUGAAGCUAGAGAAAAAGAACUAUCUUUCUUCUUCAUCUCCCAGUUCAGUAAAUGUUUGUCAGUCCACAAUACUUCUGCAGAGGCAUGAAGUUUGUUCUUAUUAAACGAUUUGUGUACCACCUUACAAGCUUCAGUCACCUGGGAAUGUGUUAAUGUGAUAAUAAAUCUCAGAAUCUCUGAGCAAUUUUGCACAGCCAAGCUGCCUGUCAUAUGAUUGCUGCUGUUAAUAAUUGGUCACCUUCCAUCGAUCUAAGUGCACUACACAGGGGUUGGAGAACCAUUGCCCCUCCCAAGCAGGAUGUCCAUUGAUGUCUGAAGGUUGCUGACCCCUGCAGCAGUCUGAGGAUGAAUAUAUGAAGACAAAAAAACUUAGUCACAAAAGGAAAGCUCAUUCAUUUGGUGUUGGCUCCACAAACACUGUGUGUAAUAGUUUAGAGAGAGCACAUGCCUUUGCUUGCUGGUCAAAAAAAGGAGCUGGUCUAAAUGCACGCAAGUUUCCAGCUGUUGUGUGUCAUCUUCCUCCCUUAAAAAGCACACUUCUUUAAAAAACAGAGGACCAGAAACUGAUACGAAUCGUCUUGACGAAAACCAACCGUGAUGCUGGAAAUUGUUGGAGUUCUUUGCUUGAGAACGAGUAUGCUGCUGAUCCUUGGGUCCAGGACCAGAUGCAGAGGAAGCUGACGCUAGAAAGGUUCCAAAGAGAGGCAAGUCCGGGGACAUCAGUUAAUGUUUGUGGGCAUGUAUUUGAACCAAGAUUUGAACAUUACGAAAGCAGGGUAUUGAGACGUAUCCUGAAUAUAGCCGCAGUGGUAUAUAAAUUAUCUAAAUAAACAAACUAGCGGUAGUGAUCCCACGGACCAUAUUCCCAGUGUCCCUAAGUUGUGCCAGUUCUAUCCUCUCUACUCCUGACAUAGGAGCUGAAUGUGCAGUGGUCUGGACUGGGGGAGAGCGGGUGGCAGAGAGGCAGUGCGCACAGGGAUGUUGGGGUGGGGUGUGCUUCCUACACAGUUUAGGGAAGAGAUGGAGAACCUAUGACCCUUUGGAUGGUGUGACUCCCAUGAAUCCACAGCCAGUAUGGUCCAUGGUCCUCAGGGAUAAUAGAAACUGCAAUUCGUCAGCAACUGCAGGUUGGCCACCCCUGGGUUAGGCCUUUAGACUAAAUGCUUCUUUUAAUUUGCAAAGCAGUUAGCAAAUGCUGCAAGUUAAUCUGACGAAUGGGUAUAAAUGAAAUAUUGCUUUUUUUCCAUGUGUGUUUUUAUUUUCCUUCCCAGAACCCUGGAUUUGACUUCAGUGGAGCAGAAAUUUCUGGAAACUACAGCAAAGGAGGGCCAGAUUUCUCUAGUCUUGGAAGAUAGCUGUCUUUUCUUCUUCUUUUUUCAGAUGUAUUCCCUUGAACUCAAGCAAAAAUGUUGUGAAAUAUAAAUUGGCCAAAGAACUCACCUGUGAGAAUUAGGCUUAAAAAUAGUUCACUGCUUUUUCUCGAUAGCUUUUAGAUCACUGAACAACAAUAGGCUUUUAUUUAAAUUGUGCUAACAUGGUAAUGCUAUGGCAUAUACAUAGUUCACAAGUCAGUACUAUAUGUAUAUCAACAAUAAAAAACCUAUAAUAAUGC